CAGGAGUCCAGGUGACACAGAGGAACUUGUUGCCUUUCCCCUCCAUGGAGUGUGGGUCACAUAUCAGUCUGGAAAGAAUGAACAAUGAAAUAAUCAGCAACACACGCCACCACAACAACCUCUCUACCAGAGAAAAGGCCAUAGAAUCUCUAAGAUCUAACCACCAAAUAGUAAUAAAACCAGCAGAUAAAGGAGGAGCCGUAGUCAUCCUAAACCGUGAGGAUUACAUAAAGGAAGCCAACAGACAGCUCUCUGACACCACCUACUACAAAAAAGUACAAGAAGAUCCUACUCCCCUUUUCACCAAAAAACUCAACAAUACCAUCAAAUCAUUUCCAUCAAGACUACAAGGAAAAACUGCAGACCUUGAUCUCCCCACUACCUAACCCAGGGACUUUUUACAUGCUCCCUAAAAUCCACAAACAAGGGAACCCUGGCAGACCUAUCAUAUCCAACCAUGGGACCCUAACUGAGGAAAUAUCAAGUUUCGUUGAAUCAAUCCUAAAACCGCUUGUCGCCCACAGAGCAAGUUUUGUACAAGAUACUACAGACUUGCUACGGAAACUUAAAAACAUAGACCACCUUCCCAGCAACACACUCCUAGCCACCAUGGAUGUUACCAGCCUAUAUACCAACAUCCCACACCAGGAUGGCAUCCAAGCCUGCCUUGCAUAUCUACAGGAACAAGAUUACAACUCAGAAUACAGACCCAAAGAUAUUACUGACCUUAUACACUUCAUCCUCACACACAACAAUUUCACUUUUAAUAUUCAACACUUCCUCCAGAUGAUGGGAACAGCUAUGGGCACUAAAAUGGCCCCACAGUAUGCCAACCUUUUUAUGAGCCACCUGAAAGAAGACUUCCUCAAGAACUGCACCAUCAAACCCUUGCUAUACUUAAGAUACAUUGAUGACAUCUUCAUCAUUUGGACUGAAAACCUGCAAUCUCUGAUUGAGUUCCAUCAGAAAUUCAACAAUCACCAUCCCUCCAUCCGACUUUCUUUAGAAUACUUCAGCACCAACAUCUCCUUUUUAGACACAAUGAUCAGGAUCCAGAAGGGUAAAAUACAGACCACAGUAUACAAGAAACCCACAGACCAACAUACAUAUCUGCACAGAACCAGCAAUCACCCUAAACACACCAAAAAAGCUAUAAUAUACAUUCAAGCCCUCAGAUACCACCGCAUUUGUACCAAAGAGAACACCCGGGAUUGCCACCUCACCAAUCUUAAAAAGGCUUUCACCCAGCAAGGACACUCCUGCAGAGAGGUAGAUCGCAUGUUUGAAAGAGCCACCUGGAUACCAUGUGAAGAACUGCUGCAGUACAGAAGAAAAACACCCACAAAUCGCACGCAGCUGGUUAUGAUGUAUCACCCCUCCCUUGAACCUGUAUGGAAAAUCCUCAAAAAAUUGCAACCCAUACUAGACAGAAACCCUAUUCUUAAAAAGAUCUUCCCAGAGCCACCCAUCCUAGCCUUCAGACAAGCACCGAACCUCGCCAACUUCAUCACCAGAAGCGAACUUCCUCAACCCCAGAACACACCAAAAGGAUCCAGACCGUGCCAGGACAAGAAAGGCAAAUCCUGCCAAAACAUCUCCACCACCCCCACAAUUACUACACCCCACAACAGAGCCAUCAGCAUCCCAGGAUCUUACAGCUGCACCUCCAGAAAUAUAAUAUACCUCAUCCAAUGCACCAAAUGCCCUGAUGGAAGAUAUGUAGGAGAGACCAAACGACAACUGUGCACCAGAAUGAACGCACACCGGAAAUCCAUCAAAGACAGAAACCCUCAAUUACCAGUGGGGGCACAUUUCUCACAGGAGGGCCACUCUCUCUCCAAUCUCUCAGUCCUGAUCCUCAAGGGAAACUUACACAAUGCUUCCCAGAGACGAGCCUAUGAACUCCAUUUCAUCAACCUCCUGGAUACUAGAGAUCAUGGACUAAACAUAGGCAUUGGAUUUUUGAUACAUUAUCUGCCUGGCAACUGACUCCCCAGCCCAGCCCCUGGCUUGUUUACUUUUCAUUCCAUCCAGGAAGAGCACACACCAACUGCUGAAACUUCCUUAGCCUGACAAAGGGUUUUUGAACCCAAAAGCUUGCUUAAUAACUAUUCUCCAUCUAUUCAGGUUGGUCUAAUAAAAGAUAUCAAAUUCACCCAA
This is a messenger RNA of Alligator mississippiensis (American alligator), 2160 nucleotides long. RefSeq lists its product as uncharacterized. NCBI's taxonomy places the organism in Eukaryota, Metazoa, Chordata, Crocodylia, Alligatoridae. The record is from RefSeq and is a predicted model, not a curated record. Bases 403 to 1989 code for a protein of 528 amino acids. The transcript has 2 exons.